GUGAAAGUUUUUCAAAUGGUGUUCAUUGAAGUGGAAGGUUUCAGAGAAUUCAAAAAUUAUUUAUAAUAAUAGUAUUUUAUGGUGAUACUGUGAUAAUAAUUAUGUGUUGUGUAGAAUAGGAAUUAUUGAAUUAUUGAUAAGUGAUUUUUGCAAUAUGGUAUCCCGAAGCAACAAAGUGAAUCCUGAUUUGAUUAGGGAAAGGCAAAACUGUACUUUUGAUACCCUAGAGUUGACUCAUUUGUUGGAUGGUGGAAUAGAAAGAACCAAUGACAGGAAAAAUCGAGAGAAUUUCUUCUUAAAUGAUCCUGAGUUACAAUCAAAGGUACCAUCAGAAUAUUUGAGCCACAAAGAGAAAUAUGAAGAAGCUGUUAAAAAGGCUGCAAUUAUAUUCAGAAAAGUACAACAACUUCAAAAUGAAGGCAGAGGAGGGAUGGACAAUUUUAGAGAGAUUCUUGGGGGCCAACUUGGUUCUGCUAUUCUGAAAGAUGGCAACCCACUUACUCUGCAUUAUGUUAUGUUCAUCCCAACAUUAAUGGGCCAGGGAAAUGUUGAACAACAGGCAGAAUGGAUACAAAGAGCAUGGAGUUGUGACAUAAUUGGAACUUAUGCACAGACUGAAUUGGGUCAUGGUACCUUUAUAAGAGGACUUGAAACUACUGCCACUUAUGAUCCUACAACAGAAGAAUUUGUACUCAAUAGUCCUACCAUAACUGCAUACAAAUGGUGGCCUGGGGGAUUGGGACAUUCAGCAAACUAUGCUGUGGUUGUAGCACAACUUUAUACUCUGGGUAAAUGCUAUGGAAUUCAUCCAUUCAUUGUUCAGUUGAGAGAUGAAGAAACACACCAUCCUCUACCUGGAAUCAAAAUUGGAGAAAUUGGAUGUAAAUUAGGAAUGAACAGUACGAACAAUGGGUAUUUAGGGUUAGAGAAUGUAAGGAUACCCAGAAAACAUAUGUUGAUGAAGAACAGUCAAGUUUUAACUGAUGGUACAUAUGUAAAAUCUCCAAGUAGUAAAUUGACAUAUGGUACCAUGAUUUUUGUGCGAGUAGUGUUAGUACAAGAUGCUGCCACCUAUCUUAAGAAAGCAUGCACAAUUGCUACUAGAUAUAGUGCUGUAAGGCAUCAAUCACAAAUAAAACCUGAUGAUCCUGAACCCCAAAUUAUGGACUUCCUAACUCAGCAAUAUAAACUAUUUCCAUUUAUUUCUGCAAGUUUUGCCUUCCAGUAUGCUGCCACUUGGUUAUGGAAUACCUACAAUAAUGUAACAGGGGAACUAGAAACAGGACAAUUAGAUAAUCUUCCAGAACUACACAGCACUGCUUGUGCUUUAAAGGCUGUAUCUACAGCAGAUGCAGCAAGAGGUAUUGAAAUUUUACGCCUAGCUUGUGGAGGUCAUGGCUACAUGACAUCUUCUAAUUUACCUUCCACUUAUGGCCUUGUUACUGCUAUGUGUACAUAUGAAGGCGAAAACACAGUUCUCCUAUUACAAACUGCUAGGUUCCUCAUAAAAAUAUGGCAGAACAAACAGGAUAUUCAGAACUUACCUACAGUUAAAUACUUGGAGACAGCUCUCACAUUGAAUAAUCCAUUUGAAAAAUCUGUUAAAUGGAUCAUUUCUGCUUUACAACAAACAGCUGCAAGUAAAAUUGAUUUGGCCAAUAGGCACAUUAAUGAUAGGGUGCAGGCAGGUCAAGCAUAUGAGACAGCUUGGAACAAUACCUCUAUCGAAUUAGUGGCAGUUGCUGAUAUUCAUGGAAGAACUAUUAUAGUAGAAACAUUCUAUAACACAAUACAAAGCCUUAAGGGGACUGUUUCACCACAGUUAGGAACUGUUCUUGAACAACUUCUGGAGUUGUAUGCAGUUGACACGGCUUUGAAAUGUAGCGGGGAUCUACUUAGGUUUACGGCACUUGAAGGAAGACAUAUGGUAGUUCUUCAGGCAUGGAUGGAAAGCCUUUUAGCUGCCAUCAGGCCAAACGCAGUGGGAAUUGUUGACAGUUUUGACUUCCGUGAUGAGGUGCUCUCAUCAGCCCUGGGGGCUUAUGAUGGUAAUGUUUAUGAACGAUUACUGGAAGAAGCCCAGAAGAGCCCUUUGAAUGAAGAGCCAGUGAACAAAUCGUUCGAUUUGUAUUUGAAACCGUUUAUCAAAUCAAAUUUGUAAAUAUCAACUAUAAGUAAUUGAGGGACCAGUCUAAUGACUAAUUUGGCAAUCCAAAUGUAUUUUUAUAUAUCAAAACCGUCCUGUUGAGAGCAGAUAAAUCAAUAAGUGGGUAUUCAGUUUUAGUUAAAAUAAAUGGUGUUGAUAUUUGUUGAAUAAAAAUUUAAAAACACU
Messenger RNA from Phaedon cochleariae (mustard beetle), 2332 nucleotides. NCBI's taxonomy places the organism in Eukaryota, Metazoa, Arthropoda, Insecta, Coleoptera, Chrysomelidae. The record is from the annotation of a GenBank genome assembly.